This is a messenger RNA of Drosophila serrata, 845 nucleotides long. RefSeq lists its product as uncharacterized. NCBI's taxonomy places the organism in Eukaryota, Metazoa, Arthropoda, Insecta, Diptera, Drosophilidae. The record is from RefSeq and is a predicted model, not a curated record.
UGAAACCGUGAUGCUACAAAAAGGCGCUGCGUCACAUUUGCAAGAAAUGGACUAUUGUUAUGGAAUACAAUACAAAGACUGCCUCAUGCCAUGCCAUCCACUAUUACCACCAACCCAAUAGCAGCAGCAGCUAUAGUAGCUAUAGUAGUCGUCGUCAUCAUCAACAUCAGCAGCUGACAUCAUCAGCAUCAACGUCAUCGUCCACGUCAUCACUGCAGCAACAACAACAACAACAACAAGAAGCUAACAGGAAUCAUCGCCAUCGUCAUCACUCCCUAGUACCCGAUCGCAUGAAUCCUUUCGAGCUGGAUAAUUGCGAAGGCGAGCAGGAUCAGGACGAGGACGAAGAGGAGGAGGAGCCACUAGAGGAGGACUAUCCAGUAGAGGAGGAGCAGCCCGUAGAGCAUCGUCGAUUCAGGGGAAGCUACUACCAGAGGAGGCGACACUACAAGUACGAUGCUGUGGAGGAAUGCUGUCGUCCGAUUUGUCAGGAACAGCAUUAUGGCUCCAUAGCGGAUAUGUUGUAAGCGGGGAGGGGGAAACAUUAAAGAUAGAAGGAUAAAAGGAUAAAGGAAAAAGGGAUAUAUAUAUAGAGGGGAAUCACUUUAAAGCGAAACGCAAGGUACCUACAACAAAGUAACUACAAAGGAAAUGCAUGGAAUGGAUUGAGAUAGAAAGAUACAGAUGCCCCCUCCUCCUCCCCUCCCCUUCCGCGCGAUUAACGAUAGGCAAUAAUCGAUAGUUUGAUAACCAAUGACGAACGAAUUGUGCAUGUUGAAUAGAUGUAUAUCGAAGUGUGUGUUUUUUUUUGUCAAUGUCACGGGGCGAACAUUUUAAAAACUUAU